Messenger RNA from Rotaria sordida, 2916 nucleotides. NCBI's taxonomy places the organism in Eukaryota, Metazoa, Rotifera, Eurotatoria, Philodinida, Philodinidae. The record is from the annotation of a GenBank genome assembly.
AUGAAUGAUAUUUAUUGGCAUGAGAAACGAACUAUGUCUUCAAAACAACUUUCAUCACCUCCACCAACACAACCUAGACGUUCAUAUGAACAUGCACUUCGAACGAAACAUCAUCAACAAAUGAAUAUGCAAUUUCAUCCACAUUCAGCAACAACAAUAACAGGUCGAACAGAUCCUUUAUCAUAUCUUCACUAUCCAACAGUAUCUAGUCGAUCACAUAAUAAUAAUAAUAAUAAUAAUGCAAAUUUUCCAUAUACUUCAAGCACACAUGGUGUUUAUCGUCAAUCUCCACCCACUAUUGUAACUUCACCUCCGUUACAUUUACAUCAAAACAGACACUUCGAUACAAGAAAUCAAUCUCCUUAUUCUGAACAACGAUAUUUUUCUCGUAGUAUUAGUGAUGAUUAUUUUACAACAAAAUAUGAUGAAAUAAAUCGUCUUAAUGAUGAUAUUUAUGGUGAUGAAGAUGAAGAUGAACAUGAUUAUGAAGAGAAUAGUUCCGAAAAUUUCAAUUACAUUUUCGAAAAUACAGGUGAUGUGAUAUCACCAGUGAAUUCACCUAUGGCAACAUAUCGUAAUGUUGGACCUCUAAAUUCACCGAAUACAAAUAAUAAUAAUAAUAAUAAUUUAUCAUCAAAUUUAAAUCGUGAUUCAAUCGAUUAUUCAUCAACAAAAUAUAAUCAACAACAAAAUUAUAAAUCUUUAACAAUGCCAAAAAAUCAUUAUCAAAAUAUAACAACAACAACAACAAAAGAUUUUCUUCCAAUAGAUAAUGAUACAAAUUAUGUAACAGCAUCAUCAUCAUUAGAUACUGAAAUAAAUUCAAAUAUGAAUGAAUCAACAAAACGUAUGAAUAAUCCUAAUGGAAAAUUUUCUAUACAUAAAAUAAUUAGACAAGGUAUUUCAUCAUUGCGUACACGAAAAAAACCAUCAUCAAUGUCAACGCCACCACCACAACCCAUGCCAUCAACAAAUCCAUUUUAUGCAAAUGCUCCAACACCACCACCAUCUCAACCUUCUUUAUCAGUUGGACAUUAUGUGACAAAUAAUGAUGAUAUUCCACACCCUCCUCCACCGACAACUCUACGUUCUAUAUCAGUUGAUUCAAUAUCAAAUAAUACAUCACCACAGAAAAUUAUUGUUACUGAACCAGUUACUGUUUCAACAGUAAGAGCAAAUAGUGUUGAUAGUGUAACAAUUGAUUUCGAUCGACCACCAACAACUACUCGAACUUAUAUUCAACCAUCAUGGACUAGUUCUACAACCCCUACAGCAACGACUAUUACAACAAUUAAUACUCCUAUUAAUACAGAAUCAAUAACUCGACAAACACCAGUACCUGCUACUCGAGUAUUACCUGUACAAUUUACUGAAAAUAAUAAAAUUUCUUCACCACGAUCUCCUCCACCGUUACCACCACCAUCAUCAUCAUCAUCAUCAUCUGUUGCACCAUCACCUCUAUCAUCCAAUAUAUCAUCAAUAACGACCACAACAACAAAAACAAUGGAAAAAAAUCAUGCUACAAAUUCUUUAACAAAAAUCCCAUCAAAUCCAACUAAAAUUCCACCUCCUGUUGCUCCCAAACCUGAUGCUAGUCGUUUAACGCCAAUUCGUACAAAUUAUUUAAAUAAUAAUAACAAUAAUAAUAAUCAUUUUUCGUCUUCUACUAUCAAUCCAAUGCUACCACAACCUCCGCCACCAGCUCCACCACCAACGACAAAUAAUGUAACAUUUACUACAAUACCUUCUUCAUCUUCUUCAAGUUCGACAAGUACAAUUGAACAACGUCGUUUAAUUUUAUCUGAUAAACUUACAAUAAAUCAAUUUAAACCUAUUCCUGAUAAUAGUACAACUAUUUAUGCUAAUGUUAGUUCAAUUCCGACAAUACGUCCAAUAAUUGCUAAUAAUAUUUUAACAUUACAAGAAAAAUUUCAAAUACGUUCUUCACCUGUAAGUACAACAAAUUCAUCUCCAUCACCAAUACCAAUAACUUCAAUGAAUUCAAAUACUAUUUCAACAACUAUAACAAAUUCAUCAUCACCAUCAACAAAUUCUUCAUCAACACCACCAACAACAACAGUUAUUCAAACAAAUAAACAAAUUACUGUUCAAGAUAUUGAUACAACUAAAUAUGAAGAAAUUCCUGCUAAAGAACCAGAUUUAACACGACAACCAGAAAAAAGUGCAUUAAAAAAACCUAAUGGUGUUAAACGUCGUGUUAUACCAGUAUUUAGAGAAAAUCAACGUCCAUCACCACGGCCUAGUCCAAAAACUAAACCAACUGUUGUUAUAACUGCACUACCAUCAACAACACCAGUCAAUGAUGAACAUAAUUCUGAUUAUGAACAAAAUGAAAAUUAUUCAUCUGAUGAUGAUGAUGAUAAUAAUAAUAAUAAUAAUAAUAAUGGAACAAGAAGACCUUUUGCUAAUGUUAAACGUAAUGAUUCAUUAGCACGUUUUCUUAAAGAUCGUCCAUUACCUAAUGAAUUAUUUGAUAAAAAUAUUCUUGUUAAACCAAUGGAUGAACGUAAAAAUGAACGUGAAACAAUUGAAACAAAAUUAGAACGAAAAUUAUCAUUAAGACCAAGUCCCGAAGAACUUGAAGCAAGAAAUAUUUUACGUGCAAAAACACAAGCUGAAUUAACAGCAGAAAAAGAAGAAACAAAACGUUAUUUAAUACGAAAACUUAGUUUUAGACCGAGUAUUCAAGAACUUCGUGAUCGAAAAAUUAUUCGUUUCUGUGACUAUAUUGAAGUAUCUGAAUGUGAUGAUGUUGAUCGACGUGCUGAUAAACCAUGGACACGUUUGACACCACGAGAUAAACAAAUGAUUCGAAAAGAACUUAAUGAAUAUAAAAGUUCAGAAAUGGAAAUUCAUCCAGAUAGUGCAAAAUAUACACGUUUUCAUCCUCCUUAG